AUGGCCGCGCCGGACUGGAUGACGCAGCUGAACCGACUGUGGGGCGGGAAGAGCGAGAUCCCAGUCGCGGACGCGAAGCUCGACGACAUCACCGGCCUCCUCGGCGGCGGUCUCUUCCAGCCGCUGUUCAAGUGGAUGAAGGAAGCGGGGCCGGUGUACCUCCUCCCGACCGGGCCGAUCACGUCCUACGUCGUCGUCAGCGACCCGGACUGCAUCAAGCAGGUCCUCUUCAACUACGGAAGCAAGUACAUCAAGGGCACGAUCGCGGAAGCCGGCGCGUUUCUCUUCGGAUUGGGCGUCGCGUUGCAGGAGAACGAGGCGUGGAAGAUACGACGGAAAGCCGUCGCGCCGUCGCUGCAUCGUAGGUACGUCGAGGCGAUGGUCGACCGGUGCUUCGGCCCGUGCGCGGACCGCAUGGUGUCGCUCGUCGAGGAUCAGAUCAACGCUGACGGCGGGCGGAGGGAACGCGUCAACAUGGAGAGCAAAUUUUCGCAAGCCGCGCUCGACAUCAUCGGCAUCUCGGUGUUCAACUACGACUUCAAAGCGCUGACGUCCGCGGCGCCGGUCAUUCAGGCGACGUACACCGCGCUCAAGGAGGUGGAGACGCGGUCGAUGGACUUGCUGCCGACGUGGCGGCUCCCGGAGCAGUUUUUGCGAAUCGUCUCGCCGCGCCAGAAGGCGGCGCAAGACGCCGUGACCGUGAUCCAAGAGGUCACGACAAAACUCGUGGAUGACUGCAAGAAGAUGGUCGAAGAGGAAGAAGCCGUCGGUGGCGCGGAGGCGUGGGCGCGCGACUACCUCAACGACGCGAACCCGAGCGUGUUGCGAUACCUCAUCGCCGCGCGCGAGGAGGUGUCCUCGACGCAGUUGCGAGACGACCUCCUCUCUCUGCUCGUCGCUGGACACGAGACGACCGCGUCCGUGCUGACGUGGGGGACGUUCGAGCUCCUGAAACCGGAGAACGCGGAGCAGCUGCGUCUUCUGCGCGCGGAGCUCGACGAAGUCUUGGGCGAUAAGCCGUUUCCGGACUACGCGGACAUGCUGAAGUUGCCGUACUUGGAGCGGUGUUUCCACGAGUCCAUGCGCCUGUACCCGCAGCCUCCGGUGUACACGCGACGCGCGGUCGUCGAGGAUGUCCUCCCGCACGGCCUCGGCACGAUCCCCGCGGGGCAGGACCUCCUCGUGUCCAUCUAUAACCUGCACCGCUCGCCCGCGAACUGGGGCCCGGCGUCGCAGGCGUUCGAGCCGAUGCGAUUCGGCCCGUUGUCCGCGGGUCAGCCCAACGAGCUCAACACGGGCUACCGGUACACGCCGUUCAGCGCGGGGCCGCGACGGUGCCCCGGGGAUAAGUUCGCGGUUCUGGAGGGAAUGGCGAUCUGGGCGGUGCUCUUCCGCAGGCUCGACAUGGAGCUCGUGGCCGGGCACGACGUCGUGAUGACGUCCGGGGCGACGAUUCACACGCGAGACGGGAUGCUCGUGAACGCGACGAGGAGAGAGACGCGUCGAAAGGGCGGCGGCGACGCGGUGGACUGGGCGAACCUUCGACCGGCGAAGGACAUCGGCGAGGGGUGGUGGGAGAGAGGGAUCGAGACGAAGGGCGGGAGCGGCGCGGACGCGAAGAGCAAGUGCCCGAUGCCGUUCGUGAAGUGACGCGCGGGCGGCGGACGCGCGGUCUCGACGGUGAAGAAGCUUCAAUAAAAUUAUUUCUCG
This is a messenger RNA of Micromonas pusilla CCMP1545, 1710 nucleotides long. RefSeq lists its product as uncharacterized. The coding region runs from base 1 to 1650 and encodes 549 amino acids. The transcript has a single exon. NCBI's taxonomy places the organism in Eukaryota, Viridiplantae, Chlorophyta, Mamiellophyceae, Mamiellales, Mamiellaceae. Gene Ontology annotation, molecular function: iron ion binding; heme binding. The record is from RefSeq and is a predicted model, not a curated record. Gene Ontology annotation, cellular component: chloroplast.